AUGGGGUGGACGAGCGAGGAGAAGGAGAAGCCCGAGAAGGUCCAGGUGAAGGUGGAGCGAGACGCGGAGGAUGAGGAGGCGACGCGGGACGAAGGCUACGAGCACUGGAAGCCGGAAGGCCACGACGUGGGAGAAGGUUGGGGAGAAACCGGCGCCGGCAAUCCGGCUGAUUUAAGCGAAUCCCAACUGAAAUCGAAAUCCAAGAGGAAACCUCACAAAUGCGAAGAGUGCGGCCGGGUUUUCAACUGGAGGAACCACCUCAUCCGUCACCAACGGCUCCACACGGGCGAAAGACCCUACAAAUGCUCCGUCUGCGGGAAGGGCUUCAACGACGGUUCCCCGUUGCUCAUCCACGAGAUGCUCCAUCGGGGCGAGAAGCCCUACAAGUGCUUGGUUUGCGGGAAGAGCUUCAGCCAAAGUUCCCACCUCAUCUCCCACCAAGUGGUCCACACCGAUGAGAAACCCUACGUCUGUCCCGACUGCGGGAAGAGUUUCGCCCGGCAGCAAUAUCUUCUCAUGCAUCGUCGGGUUCAUACGGGUGAGAGACCCUACGAGGGUCGGGAUUGUCGUGAUUGCGGGAAGAGCUUCCGGAAGAGUUCCGACCUGGUGAGACACAAGACGGUCCAUACGGGUGAGAAACCCUUCAAGUGUCCCAUCUGCGGGAAGGGUUUCACCCAAAACUUCCGCUGUAACGCCCAUAAGAAGGCCCACAGCAAGGAGAAGGUUGACCAGCCGCCAUCUCCGUCCCAGGACACCCAGCAGAGCCGCCCUGAGCCCGCGGUUCCACCAGGUGAUGGUGGCCACCAAGAGAAGAAUUCCCAGCCUGGAGAUUCCCAGCAAGGAGAAGCAAACGGAUCCAGCUUCAAGAUGGAGAAAGGGGAUGGACGUUGGGGUCCCGAGGAGGACAAAGUCCUGGAAGAGCAGCCCAGAGCCGAGUCUUGGCCUGGAGAGGAGCAGGAGCCGUCGCAUCCUGAUGAAGACAUCUUGGAGGAUCCCGAGGAGAUGGUCUGUGCCGAAGAGCGGGUGUACCGGUACCGGAAAACCUUUGACUGGAGGAACAGCCUGAGCCAACACCAGCAGCUUCACGCCCAGGACCAGCCCCACAAGUGCCCCCAGUGGAUGAAGAGCUUCAGCGCCAGCUCCACCCUCACGUCCCACCAGCAGAUCCACCAGUUGGAGAAACCCAAGGAGCGUCCCAGCAUCACGCUAAGCCCGGAGCUUUUCCACCCGAGCUCCCGCAAGGUUGAGAAAUCCCACCUCUGCUCCGAGUGCGGGAAGAGCUUCACUCGGAGGUUCAACCUCAAACUCCACAAGAAGCUCCACACCGGAGAGAGACCCCACAAAUGUCCCGAGUGCGGCUUGAGCUUCACCAACACCUCCCACCUCAUCGUCCACCAGCGGAUCCACACCGGAGAGAGACCCUAUAGAUGUCACGUAUGCGGGAAGGGCUUUACCAUGAGCUCCAAAUGUCUGGAACACGAGAGGACCCACACGGGAGAAGCUCCGUACCGUUGCUCCGAGUGCGGGAAUUGCUACAGGACCAAGGUCUCCUUGAUGUCCCACGUGAAGAUGCACGUGGAUUAG
Fulmarus glacialis (Northern fulmar) is the source of this 1584-nucleotide messenger RNA. RefSeq names its product zinc finger protein 2-like. Gene Ontology annotation, biological process: regulation of transcription by RNA polymerase II. The coding region runs from base 1 to 1584 and encodes 527 amino acids. NCBI's taxonomy places the organism in Eukaryota, Metazoa, Chordata, Aves, Procellariiformes, Procellariidae. The transcript has 2 exons. The record is from RefSeq and is a predicted model, not a curated record. Gene Ontology annotation, molecular function: RNA polymerase II cis-regulatory region sequence-specific DNA binding; DNA-binding transcription factor activity, RNA polymerase II-specific.